AUGUGAAUCAAUCCACAGAGACGCCAUUCGUUGUCGAGGGAGACCGAAGAAGAAGAAAAAGGGAGAUCAAUCAAUAAGAAGGAACGAUGAGUGGUGCAGGGAAGAAGAUAGCAGAUGUGGCUUCGAAAGCAUCUAAAGGCAUUGAUUGGGAUGCCAUGGCAAAGCUCCUUGUCUCCGACGAGGCACGCAAGGAGUUCUCUAAUCUCCGACGUACCUUCGAGGAAGUCAACUCCACUCUCCAGACCAAGUUCAGUCAGGAACCAGAACCCAUAGACUGGGAAUAUUAUAGAAAGGGAAUUGGCUUCCGCUUGGUGGAUAUGUAUAAACAGGCCUAUGACAGCAUAGAGAUCCCCAAAUAUGUUGACAAUGUGACACCUCAAUACAAACCCAAGUUUGAUGCACUGUUGGUGGAGCUGAAAGAAGCGGAAGAGAAAUCCUUGAAAGAGUCUGAGAGACUGGAAAAGGAGAUUGCAGAUGUACAAGAGCUGAAGAAAAAGCUUAGCACCAUGACUGCAAAUGAGUAUUUUGAGAAGCACCCAGAGCUGAAGAAGAAGUUUGAUGAUGAGAUCAGGAAUGACUAUUGGGGUUAUUGAUAUUGCCCCUGCUGAUAUAAC
Molecule: messenger RNA, 614 nt
Organism: Telopea speciosissima
Lineage: Eukaryota; Viridiplantae; Streptophyta; Magnoliopsida; Proteales; Proteaceae
Product: ATP synthase subunit d, mitochondrial
Exons: 5
Coding region: 87-593 (168 amino acids)
Biological process (GO): proton motive force-driven ATP synthesis
Molecular function (GO): proton transmembrane transporter activity
Source: RefSeq, a predicted model, not a curated record